CCGGGACGGGUGAACGUUAUUUAUCUUCACAGUGAUACAGCUGCAGCUAGAACGCUUACCCCUCAACUCCCUCGGCUCCCCUAAAAAGAAACAAGACACUAGUCUUGGAAUACUCCACCCCUUGCAAUCUUGAAACGCUGUCUUACUUUUCACGAUAUCUUUUCCUUCUUUCCACUGUCUUCCAUGUAUGUUUCCUAUCACGUAUUCACCCUGCAAUGCCGCUCGUCGCUAUUAAAACUCAGUGGUCGCGAGACCGCCUUUAAUGUUAAAUGCUACUUUUAUGACUCUUUGCGUUUAGCCCUUUUGGGUUAUUUUAGAUUGUUAAAAUAUGCAAUGUCUUCUAGAGAGCCGGGUUCUCUUUCUGCUAAAGCUUGUUUUCUUUUUGGCAACCGGCCACGUCGAGUGCUUUCAGCCGGACAGCUUCUACUUUCCAGACACAGAGCAAGAAAACUUUAUCAGGUCACAUCCUGAGUUCUCCGUGGUCCAUCCGGAAAAAGUCAGCAGGGACGGAGAAUUCGUCUCUUUCUCUUUGACACAUCACUUCGCCCGCGGGCGGAGCAAGCGUGACCUGGACACCGCGGAAAAGUACGUGUACUACAAGGUGCCACAUGGAGGCUGGAAUUUAACUUUUAACCUCUCAGUCAAUAGCCAUUUGCUCUCGGACCAGUACGUGCUGGAGAGAAGACCCGGGGUCUUUAACGGAACCCAGCAGCGACAGGUCUCCGGGCAUAAUGCCUGUCACCUUCUGGGGAGGGUGACGAAUUCCAGCGUCCAAGGGACAGCGGCAGUAAGCACGUGCAACGGGCUGAAAGGAUUCUUCAGCUUGCCCGAUGGGAACUUUUUCAUCGAGCCGGUGCGGGGGUUCGAGGCCGGCAGUGGGACGGGACAUGAGCCCCACGUGGUGUACAGGAGCUCAGCCGGGCCGGUACGCCACCGACGCCCACGCAGCGCCGAGUCUGGGGGGCGGCCGGGCGCCUGCGGUCUGAAAGACACGCUGGAGGAGUCCCGACGGGUGGAGAGGGAGCGCGAGCAGUGGGAGAGCGAGCAGGUGGUGGCGGGAGGCCCCCGGCGGAUGGUCCAGCGCUCCGUCAGCCGCGAACGCUGGGUGGAGACCUUGGCGGUGGCGGACUCCAAACUCAUCGAGUACCACGGCAGCGACAACGUGGAGUCCUACAUCUUCACCAUCAUGAACAUGGUGACGGGGAUUUUCCACGAUGCCAGUAUCGGGAACGCCAUCCACAUCGUCCUGGUGCGGCUCAUUCUUCUGCAGGAGGACGAGAAGGGGCUGAAGAUCAUGCACCAUGCCGACACCACGCUCAGCAGCUUCUGCUCCUGGCAGAAGAACAUCAACCCCCAGAGCGACUCUCACCCCGCCCACCACGACGUUGCCGUGCUCGUCACCAGGAAGGAUAUCUGCGCUGGGCUGAACCAGCCCUGUGAGACUCUGGGUCUCUCUCACCUGUCGGGAAUGUGCCAGCCCCACCGCAGCUGCAACAUCAACGAGGACUCCGGCCUACCUGUCGCCUUCACCGUGGCUCACGAGCUGGGGCACAGUUUUGGAAUCCACCAUGAUGGGCAGGGGAAUGACUGUGAGCUGGACGGCAAACACCCCUUCAUCAUGUCCCGGCAGCUAAAAUACGACACCUCCCCCCUCACCUGGUCCCCCUGCAGCAAGGAGUACAUAACCCGCUUCCUGGAUCGUGGUUGGGGGUCCUGUCUGGAUGACCGGCCCUCUAAGAAGGACCUGACCACGCCCCUGGUGGCCCCAGGGGUGAGGUACACCACACACCACCAGUGCCAGCUGCAGUACGGCCCCAACGCCACCUUCUGCCAGGAAGUGGAGAAUAUGUGCCAGAUUCUGUGGUGCUCUGUGAACAGCUCCUGCCGUUCCAAGCUGGACGCCCCCGCAGACGGAACCAGAUGUGGGCAAGACAAGUGGUGCAUCUCCGGGGAGUGUGUGGUCGUGGGGAAGCUUCCGGAGACGGUGAACGGUGGGUGGGGGGCGUGGAGCGCCUGGUCCCACUGCUCCCGCACCUGUGGGGCCGGCGUACAGGCCGCCAACAGAGAGUGUAACAAGCCCAAGCCGGAGUUUGGCGGUAAGUACUGUACGGGCGAGAGGAAGCGCUAUCGCGUCUGCAACACCAAGCCGUGCGCCAAGGAGCGCCCGUCGUUUCGGGAGAUGCAGUGCAGCGAGUUCGACACCGUGCCCUACCAGAACGAGCUGUACGAGUGGGUGCCUGUCCCGUACACCGCGACCCCCUGCGAGCUGCACUGCCGCCCGGUGGACGAGCAGUUUUCGGAGAAGAUGCUGGACGCGGUGCUGGACGGGACGCCCUGCUUCACCCUCAACCACAGCAGGAGCAUCUGCGUCAACGGCGUGUGCAAGGAUGUGGGCUGUGACUACGGCAUCGACUCCAACGCCAUGGAGGACCGAUGUGGGGUGUGUCUGGGGGACGGCACCACCUGCCAGACGGUCCACAAAGAAUUUGACGGGGGGGAGGGCUACGGUUAUGUGGACGUGGGCCUGAUCCCGGAGGGGGCGCGGGACAUCCUGGUGCAGGAGGUCCAGGAGUCGGGGAACUUCCUGGCGCUGAGGGGGCAGGACCCGGAGGAGUACUACCUGAACGGGCGCUACAUCAUCCAGUGGAACGGGGACUACAAGGCGGGGGGGGCCAUGUUCCACUACGAACGGAAAGGCAACCUGGAGAACCUGACUUCCUCCGGGCCCACCAAGGAGCCAAUCAUGAUCCAGCUGCUGUAUCAGGAGAAGAACCCGGGCAUCAGGUACGAGUACACCAUCAAGAAGAGACGCCAGAAAGGCAACGAGGUCAUCCCACCUGAGUACAGGUGGAAAUUCGGGGCCUGGACCGACUGCAGCACUUCCUGUGGGGCAGGGCUCCAGCAUCAGCCGGUGCGGUGUUUUGAAGCUGAGGUCGGGGUGGUGGAAGAGUCCCUCUGUAAUCCAGACAAGCGACCAGAAGACAGACACCGCAGGUGUAAGAAAAUGGACUGUCCCGCCAGGUGGUGGGUGGGGGGAUGGCAGCCGUGCUCGGCCACCUGUGGGCCCUCUGGGGUGAAGAAGCGCACGGUCCUGUGCGUCCGCACCGUCGGGGGGGAGGAGCGCGUCCUGAACCCCGGGGACUGCCGGAGUCUCCUCAAACCCAAACCCGUGGUGCCGUGCCACCGGGACCUGCCCUGCGGGUCCGAAUGGGCCGUGGGCUCCUGGGGAGAGUGCCCUGUGACGUGUGGGGGAGGAGUCAGGUCUCGGACGGUCACCUGCGUUACCGCCCCCAAAGUCAGGUGCAACAUCACCAGCAAGCCCCGCUCCAAGUCCCUGUGUGCUCUGCAGAGCUGCCCUUCCAGCACCAGGAAGAAGGUGUGGAGGGUCGUCCCCAAGGCAACGACCCUGGCCCCCAAAACGCAGCCCUGGGGGCCUUAUCAAUCCUCCUCAACUGUGGCACCAUCACCCACCGCCCCUGCCACCUUGCCCACCACUGCCAACAACUCUUCCACGUCCCCCACGACUAACCCUGCCACCUCCCCCACCACCACCACCAACAACCCUGUCACGUCAACCACUACCAACCUUGCCACCUUGCCCACCACCACCAACAACCCUGACACCUCCCCCACCACCAACCCUGCCACCUACCCAACCACCUCCACCAACCUUGGCACCUCCCCCAUCACCAACCCUGCCUCCACCCCUACUGCCAGCACCCCCACCCGCUCUCUGUCCCCAUCCCCGCCUCCUGACAUCAUUGACCCUGAGGACUAUGAGUUUAAUUUGAUUGUGGUGAAGGAACCCAAGGCCGUGGACGAGGGGGGGGUCACCCCGAUUCCCAGUCCCGCCGGCUGGGGAUCCGGAGAAACGGGUGUCACGGAGGAGGAAGAAGGGAGCACGCCCAAUUUCCUGCUGUCGGAACCAGAGACCGUAUACACCCCUGGGUGCGACCACGCCACUGCUGCCACAGAGGACGAGGUGGAGAUCGGUGCUACGACUCGGGCCUCUCGGACGGUGACCACACCCAAAACGGGAGCUACCUCUACGGUGACCUUUACGACCUCAUCGCCCCACACCAGCACCCACCGUACGCUGAGGACGAUGGGACAGUACCCACGGACUGCCCCGAAACCCCCACCCUUUAUCAAGCCCGACACUAAGUGGAGGCAGAGGCCCGCGGGUGGGCCCGGGGGGGGCGGGCCCGGGGGGGGCGGGCCCAGGGGUACCCAGCGCUCUCGCCCUGGCACGCCGGAGAGGGGCAGCACCCCCGAGGUCAUUCACCCAACCGUGAGGGUCCUAAAAACUGGGCUGAGGAGCACCACCGUGCCCCCUAGGAAGAGCAGUGCCAGCCCACUGCCCAAGGGGCACCAUCCCCGGGUGGGUGCCGCGGUCAACUACAGAAGCGACUACGAGACCGCCAAGCCGAACGCCAAACCCAUCGCCAAGCCCACUGCCAAACCCAUCGCCAGGCCCACUGCCAAACCCAUCGCCAAGGCCACCCCCAAACCCAUCGCCAGGCCCACUGCCAAGCCCAUCGCCAAGGCCACCACCAAACCCAUCGCCAAGGCCACCACCAAACCCAUCGCCAAGGCCACCACCAAACCCAUCGCCAAGUCCACCACCAAACCCAUCGCCAAGUCCACCACCAAACCCAUCGCCAAGGCCACCACCAAACCCAUCGCCAUGGCCACCACCAAACCCAUCGCCAAGUCCACCACCAAACCCAUCGCCAAGUCCACCACCAAACCCAUCGCCAAGUCCACCGCCAAACCCACCUCCAAGGCCACUGCCAAGGCCACCGCCAGGCCCACCCCCAAGCCUACCGCCAUGGCAGACGUCUCCUGGGUGGUUGGGAACUGGAGUGAGUGCUCCACCACCUGCGGGCUGGGUGCCGUGUGGAGAACGGUGACCUGCAGCUCCGAACGGGACAGCGACUGUGCCAGCCUCAACAUGCCCGAACCGGCCCGGAGGUGCCAGCUGCGUCCCUGUGCCACCUGGCACAGCGGGAACUGGAGUAAGUGUCCAGAAGGCUGUCUGGGCGGGACCAAGCAUAGGGACGUGCAGUGCAUCGACAGCCAGAGCAAACGGCCGCUGCGGCCCUUCCACUGCCAGGCUCUGGCCUACAAGCCCCAGAAUUCCCUGCCCUGUGCCCCCCUGCCCUGCCUGGACUGGCACACCUCACCCUGGGGCCAGGUACAGCGAGCGUCCCAUGUUCCAGCACUCUUUCGGUCUCCUAACCCUAUCCCCAGUCCUACAGCAGUGAUAAACCCUACCAUCCUUCAAGCGCCCACAGCAAAAGAGGCCUGCAGCCAGCGCCGCUGCAGCCAGUGGGCGACGGAGGACUGGGAGGAGUGCACAGCGAGCUGUGGGGGAGGGGUGCAGCACCGGGUGGUCCGGUGCGUGGGCCAAUCCGGCGAGCCGCAGCUCGGGGACAGCGGCAGCCAGUGUGAGAAGAGAACGAGGCCCGACAGCUUCCGCAAGUGCAACCUGAGGGAGUGCAGGAGGAGACCAGUCCCGUGGUGCAGUAAGGACAGCAUGUCCACACGCUUCUGCGAGAAGCUGAAGCUCCUGGGCCGCUGCGAUCUCAGCUCCAUCCGCAAGCAGUGCUGCAUCACCUGCGCGGGGUAACCAUGGCGACCACGCCCCGCCCAAGCCCCGCCCGCACCCCUCCUCCGAUGGACUUAAGGCAACAGCUCACACCCCAGCCCAGACAGGGUCUCACAAACCCCCUUCCAUCCACACGCACCCCGGCUUUCAUCCGUCUGCUGUGGUACGAAGCAGGAGCUCCUCUCCAUUUCGGCACGACCCCACCGAGGGGUGGGACGGUCUGUUUGAGGAACGGCGGUUUUGUGCGUGGGACUGUACGUUCUCUCAUGGUGCUUUUUUCUGUACAGUCUGUUCUCAGUGUUUCAGCAAACAGGACCCAGACAGGACAGACCCUGUGUCUGUGAUUCAGGACAGACCCUCUGUCUGUGAUUCAGGACAGACCCUCUGCUCUGUGAUUCAGGACAGACCCUCUGUCUGUGAUUCAGGACAGACGCUCUGCUCUGUGAUUCAGGACAGACCCUCUGUCUGUGAUUCAGGCAUUCCCACAGAGCACUGGGUACUCUGGCCACCCAAAGCAUCUCUUAUGACAUCACUGUUUCACGCUGGUGCUAUGGCAACGUCCACUCAGCUGUGAGUUUUCAGUUAUUUUUUUGGAAUGAUUGUAAUAGCAGUGACUGUGUAUUUUACUACAGGGACCGUUUCAGUAUAUGUGAAAUAAUCUUUAGGACAUGGGAAAAUUUUUACACAUUUUUACAGCUUUUACAAAUAAGGUGGGGAAAGAUGAUGAUAUAUGCAUGAUAUAUUUUCUGGUUCAGGCAGAGUUCCAUCAGUACACAAUGCUAUAUGAAGUGCGUACUGGAAACCAGGUCUCAGCGCACAGCCUGAGCAAUACGUUUGGCAAAAACAGUAAUCACCAUCCUCAUCCCUGAAGAUGAAUACUGUGGUAAAAUACAUUAUUCAUUUCAGAGUUCACUUGCGUAUUACUCCUAGUAUUCUCUCUCAGAACUUUGUUAAAAGUCUGCUUUGAAAACAGAUCCAAAACGCCGCUAAGGACAUUUAACCCGAUUGCACAUUUAAAUGAGGUGCAGAACAGAACCCGUAACUAAGAGACAUUUCCUUAUUUAUUAAAUCAUGACAGCAGAAAACCAGUUUCACUUUGAGUGUGCUUCCCUCAGUGUGUGAUACCCAUGGGCUACAGAACCGAUUCAGAGCCGUUGUUGGACAUAACAUGUGACCUUCAGAAAGAAAAGAAAAAUCAAGCGAUGAUAAUCGAACCAGAUAAUUACACCUGUACUCUACGCCCAGGGAACUAAUUCCACUUUUGGGAAAAUGAAAAGGAUUAAAGGUUUGCUUAAAGUGGGUACCUCUCCAUUAUUGAACAAUGACCCAAUUAUAGUGUAUAGAGCCACAAGGCAUAAUUAUCUCUUUGGUUCAAGACUAUUUGGCUGACCCUUUAGCUGAGUGAAUAGUUUGGCUGAAUAUAAGCCUGUGGAAAGUGUCAGAAAGCACAUGUGCAUGAAUACAACCUACUGUGUGUCUUUUAUCUGUAUCAUGAACCGAUCAACAGAAUCUAAGUUUUGGAUCCAGUAUAUUUUUUGGAUAUUUGAAACAUUGCACAAACUUUAUGUCUACCUAAUAAUUUACCUUAUUGUAACAGACCCAAACUACCAAGUUCCAAUGGCAGUAUGAAAACCCAAAAAUAUCUAUAAUAUUAUUAAUUUCUUGAACUGUAUUGUUGGAGAAUACACAGCGUCAGACUGCAGGCCAUAACAAGGACAGGUGCCUUUUCUGGCAUUUCCCCUCCUUUGUAAUUAUUUUAUAUAAAUAUGUAAAAAUUAAAUAUAUAUGAAUCGAGGGUUUUUGGUCCUCGUAAUAAUAAAUAGCUUUAUAAUGGCCGGUGUGUAUAUAUAACUGCAAAUUCUGGCAGUUUUUUAGUGGCGGUUAUAACUACCACAUUGUUAAUUUAUCCAGUCAUAAAAUACUCAUUUUUUAACAAGAUCAUGGAAUGUUGAAUGCACAGUUUCAGCAUGUGAAUUCUAUUAGUAUUUCUUUAGAUAUUUUUAGAUAAGUUCCUAUUUUGCCUAUAAUAUAUCAUUCCAGGUUUCCUGGUGAUCAGGUUUAAUGUUAUUUUCAUAAAUGUAUUGUCAUAAAACCAUAAAUCUGACUGCCAAUUGAGAGAAAAUGAACAAAUUCUUGAAUCCUGUGAAAAAUUUGAACUGCAGGUGUGUUGUUAUAUCAGUCCAAAACUAGGAAAAAAUAUUUGAUUUGGCCCUUUUCCAUGUCUUUCUGAAAACAUUGUAACCGUAAAAUGUUUUUGUUCUUUUACCAACAACUGGAAACUUUAUUUGCAUCGUUUUUAAGAAGCUGGCUUUACCUUUAGCCACGCAAGUGAAGGAUUGAUCUCAAAACAAUGAUUGUCUCCUGUGAGAUUUAAUUGUAGGGAAGUUACAUGUAAUUUUGUUCACACCGAUGUGUGCUGUACAUAAUGAAACAAAUAUUCCACUAAUUGUUCUAUUAAUUUGACACGAGAAAAAAAAAGAUCCUUUGGGUGGGUAGAACACUUAACACUGGGGCUUUAAGUUCAUCUCAGUCUAGUGCAGUUUCCCUCUUCAAGCCCACCGAAAGGCAGUAGAUUAAAAAAAAAGAUGUUAUGAUGAAGCAAUGUUGUUUGUCUAAUGUGUAUCUAAGACACACUCAUGAGGAAAUGUGUGGCCAAGGCUCACUGUGGAAAUGUGUGAGACAGUAUGAGCUUAUGAUACCAACUGUAUAAGAUACAGUAUGAGCUGCCUUAUCAUAGCAGCUGUAUAAGAUACAGUAUGAGCUGCCUUAUGAUAGCAGCUGUAUAAGAUAUCCAAAUAUCAGUAUAACAUGCAAACCGUAGCAGCUGAAAGAACAUUUCAUUGGUCAGCUGAGCAAUAUAAUAGAUUUUCACUCCUGCUACUGCGGGACACUGUAUGUUUUUUUGGUGCUUCAGAAAGGUUUGAACGGAUCCGCGUCCCUGUGAACACUGCGACAGUCUGCUCAGUAAAGGCAGAAAGAGCUCAUAGAGACGAGCAGCUAGUUCAGUCAUGUAUUUGGUGCUUGUUAUUUGUGGGUCUGCUCCACUCCUGAAUAAGACCUUGAAAAUUUAUUUAGAUUUCUCUUCAUUGCACAUGUCACAGAAGCCUACUGAAUCUACACUGGGUACCUAACAAACUAGCUACGAGGAAGAAAUGCAAUGGGGAUUCAGCACAUUUAGCAGCUGUAAAAUAAAGAUAGUGAUCGCUUACCAGGGCUGGGAUGCAGAUAUCCAGCACACCAGAAUCUGUGAUGUCAUUACCCACAGUUCCAAAGUAUAAUCUGCCUAAACAUUUAAAAAAAAAAAAAACAGGCAUUUGUUUUUACAAUUCAUAACUCUGCUGAUUCAUAAAGGUUUUAAAAGAUGUAAGUGCACCUUUUUCUACUGAAUCAAAAUUCCAAAUUGUACCGUCUACGAUUUCAUUUCCCUUUGCCAAUAUUUGGAAUGCAGUGAUUGUGAACUGACGUUUCAGAUGCCCCUUUAUUUUUUUGUUUGUUUUGUUUUCUCUGUCCGAUGGUGCUGUUGUAUUUUUUGGGGGCUGUACGUUCACAUGCAUUUAAAAGCGCAUGAGGUGUUGCAGGUCAUCACUCUCCGGUCUUGACGAUGGGUCUCGAUGCUCGAGGAACGCUUCCAGCUGAUAUGUACUGUCCGUGUCUUCACUAAUAAAUGCUAUGCCAGUA
Molecule: messenger RNA, 9289 nt
Organism: Anguilla rostrata (American eel)
Lineage: Eukaryota; Metazoa; Chordata; Actinopteri; Anguilliformes; Anguillidae
Gene: adamts12
Product: ADAM metallopeptidase with thrombospondin type 1 motif, 12
Exons: 24
Coding region: 329-5632 (1767 amino acids)
Biological process (GO): proteolysis; extracellular matrix organization
Cellular component (GO): extracellular matrix
Molecular function (GO): metalloendopeptidase activity
Source: RefSeq, a predicted model, not a curated record